UAUUUGUCAAUUAUUAUUAUGAUUUCAGAGGUGUUUCCUUCUCUCACGGCUUCUUAGCUUGUGGUAUCUUCACUUGUUGCAUCUUCACCGCUUCUUAAGGUAUGUGAUAUACCAUUAAAAAAUUUUUAGAAACCAUUUAUCAUGUCUAAAUAUCUGAUUUGAUUUGAUUAUGUUGUGGCUAAUUCAUACUAAUUCAUUUUUGUUUUAUUUGGCAGGAAUGGAGAAAAGGUAUCCUAAGCGGCUUAUGGAAGAUGGAAGUGAGCCACAAGUUGGACAGAUAAACAAAUCAUGUCGAAUGUCUAUUUUGAACAUAAUAAAGAGCGCAUUACCAAAAGAGUAUGAGAUUGUGAAGGGUGAUCCAGUUUUCGCAAGGAUUUUUGCAUUGUAUGAGAAUGGUCUUGGGUACUCAGCUCGGUUGAUACACAAUAUGAUGUGUUUCAGUUGGUGACUAAGCGAAGACAUGAACUCUGGUUUGUGUUUGGUAAGAAGCCACUUAGAUUCUCGAUGCAAGAAUUUCAUGCAGUUAUUGGGCUAAAGUUCGAUGAUGAUUUUAGUGGUGAUUCAGAGGAAUGGACAGAUGAUAAUGGGUUUUGGAGUAAAUUGUUGAAGAGAGGUGGUAUCAUGACCAUUCAAAGUUUGAUGAAGACCCACCUUGAAGCAGCUCCAUCGUGGGGAAAAAUAGAAAAUAGGAUUCAGUUUGUGUAAUUGUUGGGUUGGUAGUGGCUAAGGAUGAGAAGAAAGCUAUACCAUAUUCAUACAUCAAGCUGGUCAUGGAUCUUGAGAAGGUUAGGAGUUAUCCUUGGAGUCUUGUAGCUUUUGACCAUUUAGUUAGCUCUAUAAUGGAAGCAAGAAAGAAACUAAAGAACCCCAUAAGUUACAUCCUCAAUGGUUUCUCAUACGCUCUUCAAGUUUGGGUUAUGGAAGCCAUUCCUCUCAUUGGACAACUUAUGGGAGAGAAGAUUGACAAAGAGAUUACAGUUGGUCGAUGCUCUAAUUGGAAAGGUGCUGCAAAAGUUUCCAAUGAAGAGUUCCUUCUUGUAGAGAAAUCAAUUGGAAACAAGGAUGUUGUAUAUCCAUACAUUUCCUCCACCGAAAACUGUGAUGUAUAUGAGUCCAUUAAAUUUAUUGGGAGUGAUGAAAUUAAAGAUUGUGAAGUGGACAACUUGGAGGCUUUGAUCAGAUCUGGCUAUAAUUUUGGAGAUCAUAUUUGGGAGAGUGUCGAAGGAUAUGGUGUGAAAGAUGAUAAUAUUGAGAAUGUUGAAGAACAAUCUCAUACUGUUGGAGGGAAUAAUGAAGUUUCGGUUGGUAUAGAGAGUGGUGAGAAGCAAGCUAACACCCCAACAGUGUCUAACUUGAAGAAGAGGAAGAAGAAGCAAGUAGAUCAUGGAGCAGAAACAUGGGAUAGUGCUAUCUUAGCGAACAUCAACUUCACACAAGUCAUCUAAGUAAGAUAAGGGGUGUUCUUGUGACUUGUGAGUUGUGUGACUUAUCCACCAAUUUACGUCGAAAGAUUCUGUCGACACAUAACCUGUUAGAGAACAAAACUAGACUAUUUCUUUAGAAAUACAAAUUAGAAUUCCAAAUUA
Molecule: messenger RNA, 1586 nt
Organism: Camelina sativa (false flax)
Lineage: Eukaryota; Viridiplantae; Streptophyta; Magnoliopsida; Brassicales; Brassicaceae
Source: RefSeq, a predicted model, not a curated record